Molecule: messenger RNA, 606 nt
Organism: Anopheles nili
Lineage: Eukaryota; Metazoa; Arthropoda; Insecta; Diptera; Culicidae
Exons: 3
Coding region: 1-606 (201 amino acids)
Source: RefSeq, a predicted model, not a curated record
AUGUGUGACUGCUUCUACCUUCGCCCGGGCAGCUACCAACCACUCUGUGGAAACGUGCCAUCGGAAGGCUUUCCCAAUCACCAGCACCCGCCAGUCGAGGGUUCACUUGUGGUCGCGUUCCUGCAACAUCUGCACGUGCAUCGGGUGCAGUACGCGACCGUGCUGCGGUGGUACGCCGUGUUGAUCAGCGCCAUCGAAACGGUGCUGCUGCUGCGUGCGUUGGUGUUUCGCGCUGGUUGGGAGCGUCGCCUGAAAUGGCGCCCGCUGUGGUACGUUCCGGAAUAUUUGCGAAUCAAUUUCGCCCUCGUAACGUCACUGCUCACCGUGUACGCCGGUGUGAUGGCGAUGGUUGGCUUGCUCACGUCUAAACCUCGUCUGCUCUUGCCCUACAUCGGUCUGCACCUGGCCACACUUACGCUGGAGCUGAACUAUCUCACGGCACGAACGCUGGCAGCGUUACCGUUUGGCAUCUCCGUGGCUGACUCCAGCGUUUGCCCUCAAACCGGGCCGAGCAAGUGGCAAUCGCUGGCAAUGGUCAUGCUGCUUGGCUUCCAUCUAUCGAUAGUGAUCGUGGCCUACCUGAACCAUAGCCUGCACCUGACCUAA